Molecule: messenger RNA, 1944 nt
Organism: Beta vulgaris subsp. vulgaris (sugar beet)
Lineage: Eukaryota; Viridiplantae; Streptophyta; Magnoliopsida; Caryophyllales; Amaranthaceae
Product: probable serine/threonine-protein kinase PBL15
Exons: 5
Coding region: 480-1763 (427 amino acids)
Biological process (GO): protein phosphorylation
Molecular function (GO): ATP binding; protein kinase activity
Source: RefSeq, a predicted model, not a curated record
UUGUUUAUACUAAAGAAGCAAGAUUAUACUAUACGUCACAUAUUGAUAUAAUUGUCCAAAAUGUAACCUACAUCAUACAAAAGAUAAUCCUAUUCUAACAAUCUCAUUGGUGGGUGAUCAAAACCACUCAAGUUGAUUAGGUAACUUCAUUUUGGAUCUUGCUAUAAAAAACCAUAAACCCUUCAAAAACAACUUUUGGCCUCAUUUGCAUGAAAAUAAAGCAUCAAACAUCUUUCCAAUAGCUUACAAAAAAACUUAGCAAAAUUAGUAGAGUUGUUGGAGUAGUUGUAGAAAGUGUAUCAAAUCACCUCCCAAUUUUUUAUUUCUUUUCAAAAAGGAAACUCAAACACCUUUGUUCUUAUAAUAACAUAACUAAAACAAAGCUCAUAUGCUUCAUUUCAACCUAACCUAGCUAACCAAAACUUUGAUGAUCAUCCUCCCAUCUUAUUUUCUUCUCUCUUGAAAUAAUAUUUUUCUUCAUGACAAAGGAAAUAGAAGGUGCAAGAAAAACUGAAAAACCAUGGAAACCUAUGACAACAAAGUGUUGUUCAGUGGAUGACUCCGUAAUCUUAGGGAUAAACUUCAGUAAAAAGUCUCGAAGCUCCGAGCUCAUGUCGAAGAACAUUGCACCAUUGCCUUCGUUUCGAAGGCUGGCGUAUUCUGGGCACCUGAGCAACCUCAGCAGCUGUUCAUCGCAGCGGAUAAACGAGGACUUGGCUCAGUCAUUCGGGCCAGAUUUAGUUGAUUUUCAGUUGAGUGAACUGAGGGCUAUAACUCAUAAUUUUUGUAGGAGUUUUUUGCUUGGGGCAGGUGGGUUUGGGAAGGUGCAUAAAGGGUAUGUUGAUGAAAAUUUUAAGUGUGGGUUGAAAGCUCAGGCUGUUGCUGUCAAGCAUUUGGAUAUUGAAGGGCUGCAAGGACACAGGGAAUGGCUAUCUGAGGUGAUAUUCCUGGGGCAGCUAAGGCACAAAAAUCUGGUAAAGUUGAUUGGAUAUUGCUGUGAAGAUGAAGAGCGUCUCCUUGUCUAUGAAUUCAUGCCAAAAGGAAGCCUUGAAAACCAUCUCUUCAAGAGACUUUCCUUAUCAAUACCAUGGGGAACAAGGCUAAAGAUAGCAGUAGGAGCAGCCAAGGGUCUUGCCUUUUUGCAUGGAGCAGAGACAAUAGUCAUAUACCGUGACUUUAAGACCUCCAAUAUCCUACUUGACUCUGAUUUCACUGCUAAAUUGUCUGAUUUUGGGCUAGCAAAAAUGGGCCCUGAAGGUUCUGAUACGCAUGUCACCACUCGGGUUAUGGGGACCUAUGGUUAUGCUGCUCCGGAGUAUGUUUCAACUGGUCAUUUGACGACUAAGAGUGAUGUCUAUAGCUUUGGGGUUGUAUUACUAGAACUACUCACAGGAAGGCGAUCAAUGGAAAAAUCGAGACCAAAGGGAGAGCAACACCUAGUUGAUUGGACGAGGCCAUACUUGUCUAGCAGCAGGAAGCUAAGGUAUAUAAUAGACCCAAGGCUUGGAGGGCAAUACUCAGUGAAGGGGGCAAAGGAGAUGGCUCAAUUGGCUCUACAAUGUGUGAGUGUAAACCCUAAGGACAGGCCUAAGAUGCCCAUGGUUGUUCAGACACUUGAAGGGUUGCAAAAUUAUAAGGACAUGGCAAUUACUUGUGGGUUAUGGCCACCACCAACUACAAAAUCAAGUAGACUCAAUGGAGUUUAUAAUAAAGGAAGAAAUUCUUGUAAGCCCUCACCUGUUGCACCAAUUCGGAAAAAAUGAUAUGUUGGUAAAAUGCAAUUAUGUAGUACAUAGAAAGUGAGAUCCAUGUCAUGAUAGCCUAUUAGCGAAAGGCCAAUAUUACGGGAAAAAGUAUUAAGGCAUGAUAUGUAAUGAUUGCCAUAUAUGUAUAUAUUUUAAGUGUGAUAAACUAGUAUGAAUGAAAGAAAGGUUAGUGCAUGAA